Syzygium oleosum is the source of this 2516-nucleotide messenger RNA. Its product is annotated as probable receptor-like protein kinase At5g18500. Bases 593 to 2110 code for a protein of 505 amino acids. NCBI's taxonomy places the organism in Eukaryota, Viridiplantae, Streptophyta, Magnoliopsida, Myrtales, Myrtaceae. The transcript has 8 exons. Gene Ontology annotation, biological process: protein phosphorylation. The record is from RefSeq and is a predicted model, not a curated record. Gene Ontology annotation, molecular function: ATP binding; protein kinase activity.
ACAGCGGAGAAAGUUUCCAUUUUGACAUGCCCCUUGGCUUUGAAAGACGUUGCGGGGGGUUAUAUGAAUGUGGCCAGUGAGAGGCAUUUUUCCUUCUCAAUCACCUACCACUGACAACUCCACUCUCUCUUCCCCCUGAGACAAAGCCCCCAAGAAUUUGCUUUCGUUCCAGUAUCCAUUUCCCAAAAAUCCUGUGCCUUUUUGGCUCUCGUUUUGUUUCCUUCCCCCUUUAAUAGGCCUGCACAGGCAAGAACAGGUUGCUGCUCUUGACCCUUUUCUCUAUUUUUCGUUUCUGGGUCUUACAAAGAAAGUGAGGAGAGGAGGGUCUGAGAGGAUUCGUUAAAAUGCAUGGGUUUUGAGCUGAGACUCGGACACCCUUUUGGCCAGUAGAGGAAACCCAGAGAGGAAUCUGAACAGGGUCCUUGUUUCAUUGACAUUGGGGUCGUCUUGAAACUUGCACGAGUAGCUUUGUUCAUCUUUCCAAGUUGGUUAGGGUUUGAAUUUGAUUCGUCAUUGGCGGUGGGCUGUGUUGAGAAGGCAUUGGGAAGCAGUUUCAGGAGCAGGUACUCGUUCGAGAAGGCACUUGAGAGUUAUGCCCACGAAUCUUAACGAGGAACUGUCGACAACAUCUGUUUUUGGUCUCAAGGUGUGGGAAUUGGUAGCAAUCGUUUUUGGAGUCUUCGUCUUAAUAAUCAUGGUGUUGUCGCUCUGCCUUAGCCUUCGCAAAAAAUCCAGAAGGACCAAAAACCUUCUUCCUCUUACCCAAAUUCCUACGGACUCGAAGGAGAUAAAAGAGAUUAUCAUUGAUGAAGCUUCAGCAAAUAAUUUUAUUUCCCAUGAAGGCAUUAUUCACGCGCUCAAUGAUAAGUACAGCGAUAAGGACUCCGAGAAGGCAUUGGCCCUUUCAAAGAAUGGAGAUACCAGCAGUCAAUCAGGCUCUUUUACUAACAUUGAGAAGGAUGGUAUCAAAUCUCAGUUGGAGGGAGUCCAUGGGAAAGUUACUGCUUACCAGCCUUCCUCACAUCCAAUAACUGCACCUUCACCUCUCUCUGGUCUGCCGGAGUUCUCCCACCUCGGUUGGGGCCAUUGGUUUACUUUAAGAGAACUGGAAGUAGCUACUGGUCGGUUUUCCAAGGAAAAUGUCAUUGGAGAGGGUGGAUAUGGAGUUGUUUAUAGUGGUUGUCUGGUUAAUGGGACACCUGUGGCGGUCAAGAAGCUCCUCAACAAUCUGGGGCAAGCAGAGAAAGAGUUCAGAGUAGAAGUUGAGGCCAUUGGUCACGUGCGGCACAAAAACUUGGUUCGACUCCUUGGGUACUGCAUUGAAGGAACUCACAGGUUGUUGGUGUAUGAGUAUGUCAACAAUGGAAACCUAGAGCAAUGGCUUCAUGGAGCCAUGCGUCACCAUGGUUAUCUUACCUGGGAAGCUCGCAUGAAGAUUCUCCUGGGCACUGCCAAGGCAUUGGCUUACUUACAUGAGGCGAUUGAACCAAAGGUAGUGCAUCGGGACAUCAAGUCCAGCAACAUACUGAUUGAUGAUGACUUUAACGCAAAGAUAUCUGAUUUUGGCCUGGCAAAACUGCUUGGUGCUGGAAAGAGUCACAUCACAACUAGAGUCAUGGGAACUUUUGGGUAUGUAGCACCAGAAUAUGCCAACUCUGGGCUAUUGAACGAGAAAAGUGAUGUUUACAGCUUUGGAGUGGUCCUUCUGGAAGCAAUUACUGGACGAGAUCCGGUAGAUUAUGGGCGACCUGCACCUGAGGUGAAUUUGGUUGACUGGCUCAAGAUGAUGGUCGGAAGCAGGCGUUCUGAAGAGGUGGUGGACCCGAACAUUGAGACAAAGCCAUCAACAAGCGCCCUUAAACGAGCCCUUCUGACUGCUCUGAGAUGCGUCGAUCCUGAUGCUGAGAAAAGGCCAAAAAUGAGUCAAGUUGUCCGGAUGCUGGAGUCAGAGGAGUACCCGAUACCCAGAGAGGAUCGAAGGCGUCGGAGGAGUCAUACUGGAGCUGCGGACACAGAGCCUCGGAGAUCCAUUUCUGAAACUGAUCGGAGUGACGCUCCAGAAUUAAGGUCAGACACUCGAAGGAAUGCUGGGCACAGAGAAAGGGGCUAAUCGAUGACACUAUGUUUGGACGGAGGGGCUCAAGAUCUCUGAGUUUAGCUGAUGGCAUUCUCUCUGCAUUUGCAGAUUCAUUUCUUCUUUACAGCUACAUCCGAGAUCGAGGAGCUGAGAGCAGAAGCACUUGAUUGAGGAUUUAGGAAUUUGUGGUUUGAAUUGCACUAUAUGAUUGUGGUAUUGGGCAAUCUUUUUUUUUCUUCUCUCUUUUCAGGAAUGAAAAUGGCAUGAUUGUAGGAUGUCUUUGCCAUUGGUAUUGUUGUAUAGAUGAGGUUCUUCCUCUCUCUUCUGAUUUUUCCAUUUUAUCCUUAUCUUGCUAGUCCCAUACAUACAUGAGAUUGAGAAACAGAGUUUUAUGACGAUUUGGAGGAAAUGAAGAGUAUUACAUCGAGUGUUAAAAGAA